UCUUCCUGCUUUAUUCAUGCGGAUCCUCACGCUGGAAAACUCAAAAACCUGAACAAAAUAUCUCCCUUUUGUAAUGUCAAUGACUCAUUAAUCAAAGGAAGUUUCAUAUGAACAAUGGCCAUGCUAUUUGCUCGAUGCAUCCCCUAUCCAUUUCAUUAUAGAACCCAUAUCACACUGUAUGCAUUGAAUUAUUCUUCCUCUUGCAAACCCAAGAUCCCAUUCUCUUUCUCUCUCUACCAUAAACACCAGAAGCCAUUGAAUUCUUCCUACCCAUCUCAUUUUCUAAAAAAAUCAGUAAAGGGAACCCAAAUUUGGAGGACCAAUGCUGAAUCUGGAGAAGCUUUGAUAUCCACAGAGACCCAAUCAUCAGGGGCCCAAGAAAUUGUUUCCUCUGAUGAAAAUAGUGGGUCAUUCAUAAUCUCUGUCCUUCUCUUAAUUGCUUUUGUGGGUCUCUCAAUACUCACUAUUGGGGUUGUGUACAUUGCGGUAACAGAUUUAUUGCAGAAAAGAGAGAGAGAAAAGAUUGAAAAGGAAGAGGCAGCCAAGAAGAAGAAGGAUGGGAAGAAAGGGAAGGUCAGGGCUAAAACUGGUCCUAGAGGAUUUGGCCAGAAGAUUGUUGAGGAAGAAGAUUAGGGUCCCCUUAAGAGCAGGGCUGACCAAGUGGGGGUGUUUUUCGCUCCAAAUAGUAGAGGAAAAAAGAUGGCCAUGCUCCCAAAAUUUGGCCCAUCCAAGUGGGGCUUGAUGCAUGAGGUAUAAUUUUGAUAGUUUCUUAAUUUGUGUUGAUAGUUGUCAACUUAAUGUUAUCUUAUGCCAUGUCUACAAGUUGACUGAACCAAUGAAGAAAUAGGUAUGAAAAAUCUGCCAAACUUGCUAACGGAGCUCAUCUUUAUAUUGAACUAGCAUUUUCUCAAGAAAUAACUUCCUUGAAGUAACAAUCUCAUUCGGACCAACAUAGUUUUAUUCGCUCGACCGGUCCAGCAAAAAUAUAGGUCUCCUUUGAUCCUUCAAGCACGGCAUAUUAUAGAUCAAUGCCUCGUUGCUUCAUUAGAUUCACUGACUUCCAUUAAUCAUUCAUGCCUGCAAAUGAAUUUCGCAUUGACAUAGUUCUUUUGAAUAAUCGAUUAAUGUGAACCAACAAAUUUGUAUAACUAUAUCAUAGAUAGAUGUUUUCCUACUUUUUUUCAUGCUUGUGUGUGAUUUUCAGACCUAUAUGGAUUUCAUCUAAUGACAAUCAGCAAGUUUAUGACCAGCAUGU
Molecule: messenger RNA, 1255 nt
Organism: Amborella trichopoda
Lineage: Eukaryota; Viridiplantae; Streptophyta; Magnoliopsida; Amborellales; Amborellaceae
Source: RefSeq, a predicted model, not a curated record